AUGGCUCUGCCCAUCGACCCUAUGGAGGAGCCCCGUAUAUACCAGCAGACGUUGCUACAGGACGGCCUCUGCGACCUGCUGGACAACGACAAGUUUGUGGACUGCGUGUUGAAAAUCAAAGACAAGGAGUUCCCGUGCCACCGGCUGGUCCUGGCCGCCUGCAGCUCUUACUUCAGAGCCUUCUUCCAGUCGGGCGUGGAGGAGAGCAAGCAGCGCGAGAUUGUUCUAGAAGACGUGGAGCCGGGCGUGAUGGGGAUGAUCCUGAGGUACCUGUACACGUCCAACAUUAACGUCACCGAGCAGAACGUUCAGGACAUCUUCGCGCUGGCCAACAUGCUCCAGAUUCCAUCCAUCUUCACCGUGUGCGUCUCUUUCCUCCAGAAGCGUUUGAGCCUCAGCAACUGCCUGGCUAUUUUUCGUCUGGGCCUGAUGCUCGACUGCCCGCGCCUGGCUGUCUCGGCGCGUAACUUCGCCUGCGAACGCUUCCAGCUUAUCGUCCGCGACAGUGAGUUCCUGCAGCUGAGUCCAAGUGAGUUAGCGGCCAUCGUCGCUUCGGACAGCCUGAACGUGGAGACCGAGCAGGCUGUGUUUGAGGCUCUGAUGAAAUGGGUCGAACACGACCAGCAGAACCGCGUGAAGGAGCUGCCGGACCUUCUGAACUGCGUCCGGUUCCGUCUGGUUCCCGAGGACUAUUUUGCGGAGAAGGUGGAGAGGCACAAAUGGAUCAAAUCCAACCCCGAGAUCGGAGCGAUGCUGCAGCUGGUCAAAGACGCUCGUGGGGGGAAGCUUCCUGAGAUCAAAAAGGCCAAGGGCAAGAAGAGCGAAGAGAAGAAAGUAACGGAGGAAGGUGAUGGAGCAAAAAAGGAAGGAGAGGAGGAGGAAGAAGAGCAGGAGCUUCUGCCCGGAAUUCUGAAUGACAACCUGCGAUUUGGAAUGUUCCUCAGAGACCUGAUGUUCAUGAUCAGCGACACGGGAACAGUCGCCUACGACCCCACGGGAAAUGACUGCUACGUGGCAUCUCUGUCCACGCAGAUCCCCAAAAACCACGCCAGCCUGGUCACAAAGGAGAACCAGAUCUUUGUAGCAGGAGGACUUUUCUACGAUGAACACAGUGAAGAGCAAGCUCUUAACUCCUAUUUCUUACAGUUUGACCCCAUGAGCUCAGACUGGCUAGGCAUGCCCCCAAUUCCAUCCGCACGUGUCCUGUUUGGGAUGGGCGAGGCGGAAAAUUCCAUCUUUGUGAUCGGAGGAAGGGAGCUGAAGGAGGGAGAGCAUACCCUGGACUCAGUCCUGGUCUACGACAGACAGUCUUUCAAAUGGGGCGAAUCGGAUCCACUACCAUACGCAGUGUAUGCCCAUGGAACAGUAUCGCACAACGGAUUUGUCUACGUGAUAGGAGGAAAGGAUGACAGCAAGGCAUGCCUGAAGAAGGUGUGUGCGUACGAUGCUGGCAAAUUUGAAUGGAAGGAUUUAGCUCCUAUGAAAACGCCACGGUCUCUUUUUGGCGUCACCGUGCACAACGACAAGAUCUAUGUAGCAGCUGGUGUAACGGACGCGGGAAUCACGAACAGUGUGGAGGUGUACGACAUCGCGACCAAUACGUGGUCAGACUUUGUGGAGUUCCCUCAGGAGCGUAGUUCUCUCAGUCUCAUCUCUAUGGGAGGAUGUCUGUACGCUGUCGGCGGGUUCGCAAUGGUCCCCAGCGAAAAUAACGACGAGCUCAUCCCUCGAGAGAUGAACGACAUUUGGAGGUACGAUGAGGCAGAGAGGAGAUGGAACGGCAUUCUGAGGGAGAUCCGUUACGCCUCCAGCGCCACCGUCCUCGGCGUCCGGCUGAACACGCUGCGGCUCACCAAGAUGUGA
Molecule: messenger RNA, 1863 nt
Organism: Chanos chanos (milkfish)
Lineage: Eukaryota; Metazoa; Chordata; Actinopteri; Gonorynchiformes; Chanidae
Gene: klhl40b
Product: kelch-like family member 40b
Exons: 6
Coding region: 1-1863 (620 amino acids)
Molecular function (GO): protein binding
Source: RefSeq, a predicted model, not a curated record